AUGAGCGACAGCGAAUUGCUCUGCGCCGCCGCCAAAGACGGUCUUCUGGAUGACGUCCAACGCCUUCUCCAAGCUGGGGCCGACGUCAACCAACGUCACGACGGGUCAACCCCCCUCUUUGCUGCUGCUGCCAACGGACACGCAGCUGUCGUGGAGACGCUGUUGGCUGCUGGCGCCAAUCCCUUUCAACCCAACGACGGCGGAUUCACGCCACUGCACAUUGCUGCAAUCGUGGGCUCGACAGAGCUCGUGGCACUGCUCUUGGCACAUCCACGCAUCGUCAUUGACAUCAGUCGGCGGAUGCGAACACCGUUGCAUUUGGCAGCAGAAUAUAACCAUGCGGGUGUUGUCACUCUGCUUUUGGCUGCGCAUGCCAACGUGCCCGCGCGUUCGAUGGGCAACGAUUCGCCCUUGCACUUGGCUGCAAGAAAUGGUCACGACAGCGUCGUCUCGAUACUGUUGGCUGCGAACGCCACCGUUGACUGCGUAGCCCAUGACUGGACGCCCUUGCACUUGGCUGCACAAGAUGGUCACGACAGCGUCGUCUCCAUGUUGUUGGCUGCGAACGCCACCGUUGACUGCACAGCCGUAAAUGGUUCGACGCCCCUGCACUUGGCUGCACAGAAUGGUCACGGCGGUGUCGUCUCGAUACUGUUGGCUGCGAACGCCGCCAUUGACUGCGCAGCCUGGGCUCGGACACCCUUGCUCUUGGCUGCACAAUAUGGUCACAGCGGUAUCGUCUCCAUGCUGCUGGCUGCCAACGCCGCCGUUGACUACACAUCCGAUGGUUGGACGUCCUUGCACUGGGCUGGCCAAUUUGGUCACGACAGCGUCGUCGCGAUGCUGUUGGCUGCGAACGCCAAUGUAAACGCACAUAUCGAGAGCGGAGAGACGGCAAUCUUUUUUGCGGCUAAAGCAGGGCACCUUGACGUUGUGAAGCGUUUGCUGGCCGCCGACGCCGACCCAAAUUUUCCCAACCAAACGAGAUCAACGCCGCUGUAUGUGGCCGCCACCCACGGACAUCAUACUGUCGUGCAACAGCUUCUUCGCUCCAACGCAGACGUGACGCUGGCCACAGAGGCAAUGCAGACACCGCUGCAUGUUGCCGUCGCCGCCGGGCAUCACAGCGUCGUCGAGGUGCUUUUGGACGCUGGCGCCAGCGUGGACUGCAAGAACAACGACCACAAGACGCUGUAUAAGCUGGCCCUCGAGCUCGAGAACGAAGAGCUCCUCGCCCUUUUCCGAGCACGAAUGGACACCUCCGAGACCAACGACGCGCCGCUCAACACGACACCGGUGUAA
Messenger RNA from Saprolegnia parasitica CBS 223.65, 1302 nucleotides. RefSeq lists its product as hypothetical. The transcript has 14 exons. The coding region runs from base 1 to 1302 and encodes 433 amino acids. The record is from RefSeq and is a predicted model, not a curated record. Lineage: Eukaryota; Oomycota; Saprolegniomycetes; Saprolegniales; Saprolegniaceae. Gene Ontology annotation, molecular function: protein binding.